UCGCCUUUCCCUGCCGCCUGGAAGAACCGCAACUUCCAUUUUAGGUGUUGGAGCAGAGCGAGGGAGGGAAGGAGGAGGGGACCCAGAAAGCCCCGGGAAGGAAAGAAGGAAGGAAAGAAGGAAGGGAAAGAGAGAAAGAAAGAAAGAAAGAAAGAGGAAGGUCCCACUGGAAAAGCAGCAGCAGCAGCAGCAGCAGCAAGAGAAAAGCAAUAGAAGGAGGAGGGAAAGGAAAGGAGGAGGGGAGUGCUGGUUGCAUCUCUGCACCUCUCCUUUCCCACCAUCCCCCCUUCUUCCCCUCUCCUCUGGCUCUCCGUAUUUAUCUAGACUGCAAGCAUAUCUCUAUAUAGAUAGAUCUCUCUAGGUACAGUGCAGUAGCACAGGUAUAUUAGGCGGGGCUCCCGUUGACCGGGCUUUUAGCCUUCACUUAGGAAACUUGGAAGGAAGGGAAGGGAAGGGAAGCGAGGAAGAAGGGAAGGGGCCGGGGCUGGGCCCAGGAGCGCCCUCCUCCUCUUUCGGCUCUCUAGCCCCCGUUGUUUCGGUGUGAAGUUGUCAGCUUGCUUUUGGGCGCAGAAGAAGAGCGGAGCCCUGGUUCCUUCCCUCCUUCCCUCCCGAGGGCUGCCUGGCUGGAUGGCUGUCCUUAGCGCCCUCCUUUAAGCCUUGGAAGCGGGAGAAGGAAAGCCUGCCGAAAAGAAGGUCUCCUGCCUGCUGCCAUUCGCGAGGAUUGUUCUUUUUCCUGAAGAAGGAAGACCAGGAGGAGGCGGAGGAGGGGGCCCGGAGACAAAGCCUUUUUUUCUCCUGCUUCCUUGCUGUUGGUGGCUGGGCUGCCUCUCCCAUGAUUUUCUGCACUUAGACCAAGCUGUGCCUUAACCAAUCAAUUCAGACCGGCCUUCCUUCUCAGUGAGGGGUUCCUUCUACCCCUCCAGCCCUCUUUCUGUGUGACGUCAGUUCUCAUAAACCCUGUGGCAUCUCCCUGCCUUGCACCCACUCUUCCCCCACGUGGGGCCUUCACAACCAUGGAUGACUCGGAAGUGGAGUCGACUGCCAGUAUACUUGCCUCCGUCAAAGAGCAGGAGGCACAGUUUGAGAAGCUGACACGGGCACUAGAGGAAGAACGGCGCCAUGUUUCUGCACAGCUGGAGCGUGUCCGUGUCUCCCCGCAGGAUGCCAGCCAGACCAUGGCCAACGGCACCCUCACCCGCCGGCAGCAGAACGGCCGUUUCUUGGGCAAUGCUGACCUGGAGAGGCAGAAAUUCUCAGAACUGAAACUCAACGGACCACAGGACCAUAGUCAUCUUAUCUACAGCACCAUUCCCAGGAUGCAGGAGCCAGGGCAGAUUGUGGAGGAGACUUACACCAUGGAGGAGGACCCAGAGGGUGCCAUGUCAGUUGUUUCAGUUGAAACCUCCGACGAUGGGACAACUCGUCGCACAGAGACCACAGUGAAAAAAGUAGUGAAGACAAUGACAACACGCACAGUGCAGCAAGUUCCAGUUGGUUCAGAUGGGUUACCUGUGGAUGGAUCUCCAGUUACUAACAGCUACAUCCAGACUAUAGAUAGGAACUUCCGGAAAAACACCAAUGGCGGUCCUGGUGCCUACAUGAGCCAACCUGGCACAGCUACUCUCCCACGCAAUUACCACUACCCAGAUGGUUAUGGCCGCCCAUAUGAGGACAGCUACCAUGGCAGUGAACACAACUAUGGGAGCUUGUCUCGUGUGACCCGCAUCGAUGAGCGUUACCGUCCCUCUAUGGAUGGCUACCGGGCUCCCAGUCGGCAAGAUGUCUAUGGUCCUCAGCCACAGGUGCGGGUAGGGGGUAGCAAUAUGGAUUUGAACCGCUUCCACGCAGAACCUUAUGGGUUGGAGGAUGACCAGCGCAGCGUGGGAUAUGAUGACCUAGAUUACGGCACAAUGCCAGACUAUGGUACAGCCAGACGGACCGGGACCCCUUCUGAUCCUCGCCAGAGACUCAGAAGUUAUGAGGAUAUGUUGGUGGAUGACUUGGCUAGGGACCAGUAUUAUUGGGCCCCGCUGGCCCAGCAUGAGAGAGGCAGCUUGGCAAGCCUUGAUAGCCUGAGGAAAGGAGGCCAGCCCCCAGGAAACUGGCGCCAACCUGAGCUUCCUGAGGUGAUUGCCAUGCUGGGGUUCCGCCUAGAUGCAGUCAAGUCCAAUGCUGCAGCCUACCUCCAGCACUUGUGCUUCCGUAAUGACAAGGUGAAGACAGAGGUGCGCAAGCUGAAGGGCAUUCCUGUACUUGUGGGGCUUCUGGACCACCCCAAGAAGGAGGUGCACUAUGGGGCAUGUGGAGCCCUCAAGAACAUCUCCUUUGGGAAGGAUCAGGACAACAAGAUCGCCAUCAAGAACUGUGACGGCGUCCCUGCUCUGGUGCGGCUUCUGCGGAAAGCACGUGAUAUGGACCUUACAGAAGUCAUCACAGGGACACUGUGGAACCUUUCCUCUCAUGACUCAAUAAAGAUGGCCAUUGUGGAUAAUGCCUUACAUGCCCUCACAGAUGAGGUGAUAAUUCCACGCUCUGGCUGGGAGAGAGAGCCCAGCGAAGACUCAAAACCCCGCCACAUAGAGUGGGAGUCGGUGCUCACGAAUACCAUUGGCUGCCUUAGAAACGUCAGCUCAGAGAGAAGUGAAGCCCGCCGCAAGCUGCGAGAGUGUGAUGGGCUUGUGGAUGCCCUUAUAUAUAUCGUUCAGUCUGAAAUUGGCCAGAAAGAUUUAGAUAGCAAGCUUGUGGAAAACUGUGUCUGCCUCCUGAGGAACCUCUCGUACCAGGUGCAUCGCGAGAUCCCCCACGCAGAGCGCUAUCAGGAAGCCCCUCUCAGUGCUGCCAACAACACUGGUCCGCAUGCAGCCAGCUGUUUUGGUGCCAAAAAAGGCAAAGACGAGUGGUUUGCAAGAGGUAAAAAACCAACAGAGGAUCCUUCUACUGAUAUCGUGGACUUCCCCAAAAGAACAACCCCUGCAAAAGGUUAUGAACUCCUCUUCCAGCCAGAAAUUGUCCGUAUAUACAUUUCACUGUUGAAGGAGAGCAAAGCCCAAGCUAUUUUAGAAGCCUCAGCAGGAGCCAUCCAGAAUCUCUGUGCUGGCCGUUGGAUGUAUGGGCGGUACAUUCGUUCUGCAUUGCGCCAGGAGAAAGGCCUCUCUUCUAUUGCUGACCUUCUAACACAUGAUGGAGAGCGUGUGGUGAAAGCAGCGUCUGGAGCUCUGCGCAACCUGGCGGUGGAUUCCCGUAACAAAGAGCUGAUAGGUAAACAUGCCAUCCCCAGUUUAGUGAAUAAUUUGCCAGGGGGACAGCAGACACCAGCUAAGAACUUCUCUGAAGACACCGUGGUCUCUGUGCUAAAUACCAUCAAUGAAGUUAUUGUGGACAACUUGGAAGCGGCAAAGAAACUGCGGGAGACACAAGGCAUUGAGAAACUGGUGCUGAUCAACAAAUCUGGGAACCGUUCAGAGAGAGAGGUCAGAGCAGCUGCUCUUGUAUUGCAAACCAUCUGGGGUUAUAAAGAGUUGCGGAAACCACUGGAAAAAGAAGGAUGGAAGAAGUCUGACUUCCAGGUGAACCUGAAUAACACCUCUAGAAGCCAGGGUGGCAAUUCCUUUGAUGACAGCACCUUGCCUCUCAUUGAUAAGAACCAAAAAGGAGACAAGAAAUCCUCACGAGAGGAGAUCCAGAUGGGCAACAUGGGAUCAGACAACUACUCUACACUGAAUGAACGGGACCACAAUAGAACAUUGGAACGAUCUGGAGAAGACAUGGAAUCUAUGAAGGGAGCACCACUGAUGACUUCUUGUCCCCCUCUCCUAUAUCAGAUGUCACCCUUACUAACAAUACCUAUGUCUGCAGCAGGAGGAAGGGCAAGAAUCUCUUGAGGAGCAUGACCAGUUGCUUUAUCCUCCUAUGCAGAAGAUUUAGUGUUGCCACUGGCUGCCUUCUCUGUUUUGGGUUUAUAACAUACUACGUAUAACUCUUUGUGGUGAAAUGGAUUGACUUUUUUUUAAUCUCUUGGCACCAAGUCCAGCCACCCAGCCAAAAUGACUGGCGCCUUAUGCCCGCAGCACCUCACACCUCCCUUAGAUGGCUGCGCAUCCAAUCCUCUGGACACUUUUUUGUCUCUCUUCUUUUUUAAAAAAAUAAAGCAAAACCAACAGCAUUCCUGAAGACCAAAUAUUUCUCCUGAUGGAUUUCUCUUGAGCAACUAAGGCAGACACUUGAAAAAGUAGAAGCUUCUGCUGCGUCCACAACAGUGGUUGAAGCCACUGGUGCAAAUGGAUCUCAGCUAAACUCAACCAUACUGGAACUAGGUUUUUUUCCUUAACGAGAUGUCAGCUUUCUUCAUAGAGAAGGGAGAAAGAGAACUCAUCUCCUUUUUCUCUUAGCCUAUAGAAUAUAUUUUUGUGUGUGAUUCAUUUUUUUCAACAAAGGAUGCUGGGAAUACUGGAAAAUUCCUGGUGGGGUGGGGUGGGGAUGAUGGUGGUGGUUGUGAGGGUGAAGGGUGGGAAAUAUUGACAAAGGAGUUUGAGUGACUGCAUCUAGGCCAAGUGUGCCUCUUUGAGGUGAUAGCCCUCUGUAUCCUCAUAGGCUGACGAGGAAUGUGUGGGUUUGCAUCUGUAUUCUCCCAUUUUUAUAUUGCUUCUAGAUGGGUUAACUCCGAGUUGAAGGAGCUAUUUAUUUGUGGGAGCAGAGGAGCUUAGAGUGCAGGGGUGUGGGGAGAGAGAAGAGGAUGGGAGUAUGUGAAAGUUGGUGGAAAGGGACAAGAGUGUUCAGAUCUCUUAAUUGGCAAUUUUAGUUCUCCACUGUGGGGGGACAACACAAAGGUGUCAGGUUUUGGGUUGCUGAUGGACAAUUUUGACUUCUGUGGUGGGUGCCUAGGCAGGCUGCAAAGUGCAGAGGCAAACGAUGGGGUGGUGGUGGUGGUGGUGGGGCUGAUGAAAUGGGGAAGGCUUGGUGAUGCAAAAGGUUGUUGAGGAGGGAAGGCCAUUUGUAAAUAUUGCCUAGAUCCUCCCAUGCAGGCAGGGGAAUGAAACCGUUAUCUGUCACUAUUUACACGUGCCUUUCUUUGCCACUGUGAAAUAGCUUGGUGCUUUUCUAAUUCAAGUGAAGAAGGUUUAAUAGUUGCCUGGACUGGAGAGAGGGAUUUUGGCACAGAGCCUAUGAUGCUCCUGCUCUCUCCCUAUUCCCUACAUCAGAGCCAGAAUUCUGUUGCCCCCAUGUUUGACAGAAGGACUUGAGUAGUACAUAUUGGGAGCCAAGUGUGGGAAGACCAGGAACUAAUCUGUCAACUACUUAAGGCUUGUGGGCUGCAGAGGGGGAGGUGAAAGUAGGAUGGGGUAAGAAUCACGAUGUGCACCUUAAUGGCUCACCUCUUCAGGGAAUGAAAGGAAUUUAGGCUCUGCUGACAGAUCUUUAUCCUAAUCAACAAAGCAGCAGUAAAGGAGACAAUAGUGGCAAGCUCUGGGCACCAUAUUGGUGACUGCGUCUUUUUCUGUACUGAAGAGGAUUGCAGCCUUUUACCUCAUCUCUCCUUCCAAACUGUUUCAGCCUAGUUAACUGGAGGGAGCUCUGCUGCCCUUGGCUCCUGGAAUGUGCGCCACACAAACAGUAAGAGGGAAGGCACAAUAAGGUAGAAGAUUCUUGGUACCUCUGACAUGCUCCAAUCCCAGGUGUUUUCUCACCCCAUUUGAGGAUGUGGGAAGGAUUAAACAUGUAUAUCAGCCUUCUAAGGGCAGAGUCACUCAACCUUUUCUAAUGUAAAACACUAUUUUCUUUUUAAAAUUCCAGACUACCAAAAAAUACCCUUCCCCACUGACCAAUUCAAAGCUGUAGGAAGAACUAAUAACUCACUGACUUUUUUUUUUUUUUUGGCUUUUCCUUUGCACCCCGGGGGAGGGGAACAUCCUGCUGUUCUUUGAGUCCUGCGCUCACUCUGUAAUGCUUUUAAAAUGAAAUGAUUUUUAUAUAAAUAAAGUUUUAAAGUGUGUAUUUGUUAAAA
Sceloporus undulatus (fence lizard) is the source of this 6001-nucleotide messenger RNA. RefSeq names its product catenin delta 1 (gene CTNND1). The transcript is spliced from 21 exons. NCBI's taxonomy places the organism in Eukaryota, Metazoa, Chordata, Lepidosauria, Squamata, Phrynosomatidae. Gene Ontology annotation, molecular function: cadherin binding. Bases 1014 to 3881 code for a protein of 955 amino acids. Gene Ontology annotation, cellular component: plasma membrane; cytoplasm; adherens junction. Gene Ontology annotation, biological process: cell-cell adhesion; cell-cell junction assembly. The record is from RefSeq and is a predicted model, not a curated record.